AAACAAAUUUUAUUGUCUUCAUCAUUUAUUUUCUCACAGCACCCCCAACGUACGAGGAGGCAAUGAGCGUUGUUUCGGCCGAAGAUUCGCAACAAUCGAGUGAUCAGGAGGAGCAGCAACAGCAGCAGGAUGCCGAACAGCAACCAGAAUCCACAAACACCAAUACGCCCAGCAAACCAUUUGCUCCACGUUACCCGGUGUACAAUUUCGAAAAUCACAACCCUGGCUGUUAGGGGGAUUACCCCCCUCCCCCUCAAAAAUUGGCCCUAUCAAACCCUAACCAUAGAUUUUCAUGCAUUCCUGUGCCGAAAAAAAUAUGCUACCACAAACAGUUGCGCUAAGCUCAUCAUACAUACGCUGGGGAUUGUGUGACUUCAAUAAAAUACAAUUCUGCGUGGCUAGUGUAGUGACUUAGUAUUUAUGAAAUCUCAUUCCCCGCCACACAAACAGCAAGCAAGUUAACAACAUGAUGGGCGCGUGAACAUUUUUUUUUCGAUAGGAGGUAUAAUGUUUUGGUGGGAUAGAUCCCAUCCACGAGAAGAGAAAACUGUUUUGGUUUCGGUGGUCACAAACACUCCCUCAAGAAUCGUUUGGGCUUGGUUACUUGUGCUUGCUGUGUAGUAUAGUCUGGAUGAUUCAUUCAGUAAUCGGAUUCGCUCGAAGAUAGACCACAAUCAUCGGCUGCGGUGAUCGCCAAAAAAACAUUCCAUGAGCGAAAAGUGAUUGUAAAUCGCUACUACCUAUUUCGAAUCUCUCCUGGUCAAAUAAAUCCCAAUAAUUGUAAGUCGCUUGAGUUUUUGUGUAAAAAUUAUUCACCGAACAUCAUCAUUGUUAUCAUCGUUCUGAAUAGGCUGACAGAAAAAAAUGAUGACUUCGAAGUACGACAUCGUAUUCGACCAGAAUCCACAUGGAGUAUUUUACGCGGGCCAAACUAUUACCGGCCGUGUUGAAAUCGAUCUGGCAGAGGUCAAAACCGUGUCAGGCGUGUAUCUGCACUUCAAAGGAUAUUCCGAAGUCAAUUUUACCGAAGAUGUAGGGACAGAAAAGAUGAUGACUUCGAAGUACGACAUAGUCUUUGACCAGAACUCACACGGAGUAUUUUUUGCGGGUCAAACAAUAACCGGGCGUGUUGAAAUGGAUCUGGCAAAGGUCAAAACGGUGACAGGUGUGUACUUGCAUUUCAAAGGAUAUUCCGAAGUCAGUUGGACCGACAAGCAAGGUAUAGGCGAGGACAGAAGAAUGAUACAUUAUACAGGCCAUGAGGACUACAUAGAUAUAAGGACCUAUUUAGUAGGAUCAAGUCACGGUGAACGCUUUGAGCUGAGCGCCGGGAAUCACUCUUUUCCGUUUUCCUACUCUCUUCCUUAUACGAUUGCUACCUCGAUAGAAGGUAAAUGGGGAUUCGUACGCUAUACGGCCAAAGUUGGGCUGGAGAGGCCUUGGAAGUAUGAUAACACAUACGUACAGCCCUUUACGGUGCUUAGACAUUUGGAUUUCAAUGAAAUUAAUCCGGACAUCUAUCGACCGAUUACGGUAAAGGAAACCAAGGUCUCUUGCUGUGGACCGUGUAGUUCGGACUCCAUGUUUAUAGUUGCCGAAAUACCAAUAUCUGGAUACGUUCCUGGGCAAACUGUGGCCAUUAAGUAUGAUGUUUAUAAUCACAGCCACGACUCAAUUGAAUAUUUUGAAGCAAAACUUGUGCGAACUGAUAUAUACAAAUGUGAAUACCCACGCACAAAGGAAAAAUACGUUCAUAGCGAAGUGGCCACGGUCAGAACUGGUGGCGCUAGAUCACUACAAAAUGUUACAAUUGAACAGUUCCUUAGAAUACAAAAUGUUAUAAUUGAACAGUUCCUCAAAAUACCCUCUUUACCCCCAACCACCCUUACUAGUAACCUUAUAAGCAUCACCUAUGCAAUCUCGAUCAAUGUUGAAGUUUCCGGAUGGGGUACCAAUCCACAGAUCUACAUGCCUAUUACAAUCGGAACCGUACCUUUGUCCAAUACAGCCGUUCCAGGAUAUUGUUCUGCCCCUAAUGUUACUAAUGAAGCCCCCGUAGUAGAUCAACCGAGGCCAUCUGCCUCGGAAAUUCCAUCUGCUCCACUGUUGAUUCCAGAAGAACUUCUUUGGUUUUCAAUUACAGCUCCGCCAUCCUACGAAGAGGCGAUACAUGCCAUCCCGGUGAAUCUGCAGGACGAAGGACAAGUCCCCGGGAUCGGUUGGAAUCCGAAGUAUAUGGUCUAUCAGUUUGGUGAUGCCGGAGCUUCGGGAUCCGGGACAAAUCAUCCAACCCGCCAAAUAGAUUUUCCGAUGCCAAAGCAAUGAUUUUUUAACUCAUCAUCAUCACUAAAAAGAAAAUGGAAUUUGGAAUUGUCCACAUUUCAGAGAUUAUUGUGAUGGUUACUUUUUAACGCUAGUCUACCUCAAUCAUAGGCCCUUAUUCUGCGCUGCGACGCGCCGAGGUGAGGAUAGUCGAGUCACCUUACCGUCACGGGGUAGUAGUAGUGCCAUCUUACUCCAAUAGUCGAUGUUAGUGAAGUGACAGAGGAUCAUUCCCAAAGUUCAUCCGAAGUGACGUUCCUCGGGUAACUCGACUGUCAUCACCUCACGCACAGCGCAGAAUAAGGGCCAUAAGCUCCAAAGAACGAAUCACUGCUACUCUACUCUGACCAUAGUCAAUUUAUUGACCUUAAAAAUUUCAACGACAACUAAUGUGCCUUUAUGAUAUGUUUGAACGCAGCAUUUUGUUAGGAAAAUAAAAUACUUGGCCUAAUAAAAGUACUUAUAAGACUUAUAAA
Molecule: messenger RNA, 2798 nt
Organism: Uranotaenia lowii
Lineage: Eukaryota; Metazoa; Arthropoda; Insecta; Diptera; Culicidae
Product: arrestin domain-containing protein 3-like
Exons: 6
Coding region: 865-2325 (486 amino acids)
Biological process (GO): protein transport
Cellular component (GO): cytoplasm
Source: RefSeq, a predicted model, not a curated record